AUGAGUAGUUGGCUCAAUUAUGUCCAAAAUCUCAAAACGCUUAACCAACAUAAAAUCAGUUAUCCUAGAAAUACAGGACCCCAUAGGGUAUAUCAGAACAUACAAGAAGUGAUUGGCAAUACACCGCUCGUGAGACUUAACAAAAUACCCAAAGAUCAUGGGGUCGAAUGUGAAAUAUAUGCGAAAUGCGAGUACUUCAAUCCAGCGGGUUCGAUUAAGGACCGUAUCGGAUAUACGAUGAUGGAGGAUGCCGUGGCAAAUGGUGUUGUAAAUGACCAGACUGUUUUUGUAGAGCCAACAUCUGGUAAUACUGGAAUAGCCAUUGUGUUCAACGCUUCACUCAGAGGAAACAAGAGCAUUUUGGUUUUGUCUGAAAAGAACUCGGAUGAAAAAGUGAAUACAAUGCGUCUUUUGGGCGCUGAAGUGAUACAAAUAAAAGAUAACGUAUCUGACGUAGAUAUUGCGACGGAAAUUAAGGACAAAGACCCCAAUGCAAUAGUUCUAUUGGAACAGUUCGAUAAUGAUGUAAAUCCUCGUACCCACUACGAGCAUACAGGGGAAGAGAUCUAUGAGGCUCUAGGCCCAGUGGACGUAGCUGUGAUGGGCGCAGGCACCGGUGGUACUAUCACUGGUGUAGCUCAUAAACUCAAGGAACACAACCCCAACUGUGUGGUGGUCGCUGCCGAUCCUGACGGCUCAGUUCUGUUUAAUACACACGGAAAACAACAUCCGUUCCUGGUUGAAGGAAUUACCGGAUCGGAUGUACCCAUAGUUUUAGAUAAAUCCAUAGUGGAUACAUAUGAAGUAGUUACCGAUGAGGAAGCUUUCCUCAUGGCAAGGGAACUUUGCAAAAAAGAAGGAUUACUAUGCGGAGGCAGUAGUGGUCUCAUAACAGCAGCUGCUAUAAAAGCCGCCAAACGACUUAAGCUUAAAGCUGGACAAAGAAUGGUAGUGGUCCUGCCGGACGGCAUCCGCAACUACAUGACUAAGUUUGUCAGCGACCAGUGGAUGGAGGCUUAUCGCUUUCUGGAACCGCCUCAACAUGACAUGAAGUGGUGGAAUAGACCAAUAACAGAUGUGCCAAAAAAAGAUUACAUUAAAAUUGAUCCAUCAGACACUUGUCGACACGCCUACUUACAACUGACAAUGAAACGCUCUACAGUUGCGCUAGUAGUAGACAAACAAGGAUAUUUAGUUGGUGCCGUUUCCAUAGACAGCUUCCGAAACUACGCAACUAAUCCUACCACUAUACCCGGCAAGAAAACUGAGGAAUUCAACUUCUCUGAGUCAUGUGGACAAUAUCUUGUGAAACAUAUCUAUAAGUUGGCUCUCAAUGACAACAAAGGGAUACCUACUGUCGGUCUCGUGUCUCGAGUACUGGACAUAGCACCAUUUGUAAUCGUCGGUCAAGAAAUUGAUAUAAAUCACUUCAAACCUUAUGCCUUAUAUACAGCGAAGGAUGUACUAGAUUACAUACAUGAUUCUACAACAUGGUAA
This is a messenger RNA of Diatraea saccharalis (sugarcane borer), 1497 nucleotides long. The record is from the annotation of a GenBank genome assembly. Lineage: Eukaryota; Metazoa; Arthropoda; Insecta; Lepidoptera; Crambidae.